Messenger RNA from Neurospora crassa OR74A, 432 nucleotides. RefSeq lists its product as hypothetical. The record is from RefSeq and is a predicted model, not a curated record. Bases 1 to 432 code for a protein of 143 amino acids. Lineage: Eukaryota; Fungi; Ascomycota; Sordariomycetes; Sordariales; Sordariaceae. The transcript has 2 exons.
AUGCGUGCGGAGAUAACCAGCUUUGGCAGUCCUGUCUCAUGCGGGACACGGCAAGCUGUAUCAUGCCCCUGCAGGUCUGUUUGUCCGUCGUUGAAGAAGCAGGAAGGCGGAAGUUGCGCCGACGCGAUGUGUACCCAUUGCUUCGGUGUCAAGAGGUGGAGGGGUACCCGUACGGUAUUAUUGACCUUGACCAAGAAAUCAAAUCUUCUCGCGUUUACAGUGCAGUCUGGAUGUUCCUUCGCUCGACAGACGCCAUGCCCGAGGAUCUGGCCUUAUCCAGAACUCACGCUCCUCUCGCGACCAGUCGCCGAUUCCCGUGGUUGGGCUGUGAGGCAGUUGUGCUACCAUCUACCCAGUGACAGCAGCACCGCAUGGCAAAACCACACUGUACACCUCCCACAGGAAAGCCCCUCUGAUGUUGCCGCCUUUUGA